This is a messenger RNA of Necator americanus (New World hookworm), 960 nucleotides long. RefSeq lists its product as uncharacterized. Lineage: Eukaryota; Metazoa; Nematoda; Chromadorea; Rhabditida; Ancylostomatidae. Bases 1 to 960 code for a protein of 319 amino acids. Gene Ontology annotation, molecular function: structural constituent of cuticle. The transcript is spliced from 3 exons. The record is from RefSeq and is a predicted model, not a curated record.
AUGAUGUUCCGUCUCAUGGUAGCCACUAUAAAAGUCCCACAAAUGUGGACCUUAAAUGUUCUAGCGAUGGUUGCUGAAAAGCAUAUCGUGAAAGUCGCGUUAUUCUGUUCAGCUUUAGCUGUUUCCACAUGUCUAAUCGCUAUCCCGUCACUAUUGAAUGAAAUCGGCGAAAUCCACAAUAUGGUCUUAGACUCAGUGGCAGCUUUUCGUGUUGAGACCGAUGCAGCAUGGGCAGAAAUGAUGGACGUACAAAUCGCUGUCUCACCGCCAUCGAAACCGCUACCGAAUCCCUUCACGUCAAUCUUUCGUCAGAAAAGGCAGUUCGCUGGUCUUCCAGCUUGGUGUCAUUGUGAGCCGAUAAGAAUAACAUGUCCUCCAGGACCACCUGGGCCGCCCGGCCAACCAGGACAACCAGGAACUCCUGGUCCUCCAGGAAUGCCAGGAAGAGAUGACAUGACAGUCUACGCUCCAAUACAUUGCCCUGCUCCGGACCGUGCAUGCAUUAGAUGUCCACCAGGACCACCAGGUCCGCCCGGACUCGACGGACCACAAGGACAUCCCGGCAUGGACGGAAGACCUGGGAACCCAGGAACACGUGGAGAGAAUGGUAAACCUGGACCACAAGGUCCACCAGGCGAUCCUGGUAUACCUGGUCACCCCGGGAUGGAUGGAAGACCUGGGCCACCUGGUAUGGAUGGCAGAAAGGGUACCGGCGCGCCAGGUAUGCCUGGACAUCCUGGGGGACGUGGAGAACCUGGGAAAGCUGGAGCUCGUGGGAACGAUGGAUCACCCGGCACACCUGGACCCACGGGACCUCCGGGUCAUCCAGGUGCACCCGGAAAUAAAGGAAUGGACGGGCAACCGGGAGCCAACGGACAACCAGGACGUCCCGGCAAAGAUUCACACUAUUGUCCGUGUCCUCGUCGCAGCGUUGCAACAUCUGCUAAGAAGAAAGUUUAG